GUCAGAAGGUCACAAAGCUUGCAAGGUAACUGACACAAUUUGAAACUGCUUGGCCCCCUUUAAAAAGAAAUAAUAAAAUGGGAGAGAAUGAAGCAAGUUUACCUAACACAUCUUUGCAAGGUAAAAAGAUGGCCUAUCAGAAGGUCAAUGCAGAUCAAAGAGCACCAGGACACUCACAGUACUUAGACAAUGAUGACCUUCAAGCCACUGCCCUUGACUUAGAGUGGGACAUGGAAAAGGAACUGGAGGAGCCUGGUUUUGACCAGUUCCAACUAGAUAGUGCUGAGAAUCAGAACCUGGAGAAUCCAGAGACUGCAGAUCUCAAUCUUGAUUCCAUUCAACCAGCAACUUCACCCAAAGGAAGGUUUCAGAGACUUCAAGAAGAGUCUGACUAUGUUACCCGUUACACAAGAUCUGCACCAAAGAGCAACCCCUGCAACUUUUGCCGCCUUUUAAAAAUACUUUGCACAGCCAUCAUUUUAUUUAUUUUUGGGAUUUUGAUAGGCUAUUAUGCACUUAAAAAGUGUCCUUCCAAUGCUACGUCUUCAGCACCGCUUGAUCUUCAGUUAUACCAAGAGAUUCUCCAGACAAUCCAAGCAGAAGAUAUUAAGAAGUCUUUCAGAAAUUUGGUACAACUGUACAAAAGUGAAGAUGACACAGAAAUUUCAAAGAAGAUUAAGACUCACUGGACUUCUUUGGGCCUAGAAGAGGUACAGUUUGUAAAUUACUCCGUGCUGCUUCAUCUGGCAGGCCCGUCUGCCAGCUCUGUGAUUCUGGGUAGCAGCGGCCAAUGCUUUCGUCCUAAUGGCCAACCCUGCAGCGAAGAAGCCAGAACACAUAGCAGCCAAGAUCUGCUCUACUCAUAUGCAGCCUAUUCUGCCAAAGGAACUCUCGAGGCUGAAGUCAUUGAUGUGGGUUAUGGAAAUGCAGAUGAUUUAAAAAGGAUUCAAAAAAUGAAAAAUACAACGAAUCAGAUUGCACUCCUGAAAUUAGGAAAAUUGCCAUUACUUUAUAAGCUUUCCUUAUUGGAAAAGGCUGGAUUUGGUGGUGUUCUUCUAUAUAUUGAUCCUUGUGAUUUACCAAAGACUGCAAAUCUUAGCCAUGAUACCUUCAUGGUGUCACUGAACCCAGGAGGAGACCCUUCAACGCCUGGUUAUCCAAGUGUGGAUGGAAGCUUUAGGCAAAACCGAUCAAACCUCACGUCUCUGCUAGUUCAGCCCAUCUCGGCAUUUCUCGCUGAGAAACUGAUCUCUUCACCAAACAGCAGAACCAAAAAUGGUGUCUGUAGCCCUCUAGAACUUCCAGAUAAUGAUGAAAGAACUGUCAACAUGCAAGUUCAGACAGUUACAAAAUUCAAAACAGUUACUAAUGUUGUUGGAUAUUUAAAGGGCUUGACAUCUCCAGACCGGUAUAUCAUAGUUGGCAGCCACCAUCAUACCGCAUAUGGUCCUUACGGACAAGAGUGGGCUAGCAGCACUGCCGUAAUCACGGCUUUUAUCCGGGCCUUGAUGUUAAGAGUUAAGAAAGGGUGGAGACCAGACCGCACAAUUGUUUUCUGUUCAUGGGGAGGAACAGCUUUUGGCAACAUUGGCUCAUAUGAAUGGGGAGAGGAUUUCAAGAAGGUUCUGCAGAGAAAUGUUGUGGCUUACGUUAGUCUCCAUAGUCCCAUAAGGGGUAACUCAAGUCUACAUUCCAUAGCUUCACCAUCUCUUCGGCAACUGGUAAUGGAGAAAAAUCAUUUCAACUGUUCCAGAAGAGCUAAGUGCCAAGAAACCAACGUCAGUUCUGUACAGAUACAAGGUGAUGCGGAUUAUUUCAUCAACCAUCUUGGAGUUCCCACUGUGCAGUUUGCCUUUGAGGACAUCAAAGCAUUAGAGGGUCCAAGUUUUCUCUCUGAGGCCCUUUUCCCUAAACUUGCAACAAAAAUUGAAGAAAUGGAUCCUUUUUUCAACCUUCAUGAAACCAUUACCAAGCUCUCAGGAGAAGUGAUUUUGCAAAUUGCCAAUGAACCAGUUCUGCCCUUCAAUGCUCUCGAUGUAGCUUUAGAAGUUCAAAACAGUCUUAAAGGUGAUCAACCCAACACUCAACUGCUAGCCCUGGCCUCACGCUUGCGGGAGAGUGCUGAACUCUUCCAGUCAGAUGAGAUGCGUCCUGCGAAUGAUCCGAAGGAGAGAAUUCCCCUCCGUGUCCGAAUGCUGAAUGACAUUCUCCAAGACAUGGAAAAAAACUUCCUGGUACAGCAAGUGCCACCAGGUUUUUAUAGAAAUAUCCUGUACCACCUUGAUGAGAAGACAAGCCAGUUUUCAAUCCUCCUGGAGGCACAGGAGCACUGCAAGUUACUUGCCUCAAAUGAGACCCUUCAAGAAGCCCUGUCAGAGGUGUUGAAGAGCAUUAAUUCAGCUCAGGUUUACUUCAAAGCAGGACUUGAUGUGUUCGAGAGUGUCUUGGUUGCAAAGAACUGA
Messenger RNA from Callorhinus ursinus (northern fur seal), 2462 nucleotides. It is a transcript of the gene NAALADL2, whose product is annotated as N-acetylated alpha-linked acidic dipeptidase like 2. NCBI's taxonomy places the organism in Eukaryota, Metazoa, Chordata, Mammalia, Carnivora, Otariidae. The record is from RefSeq and is a predicted model, not a curated record.